AUGAAUCCAACCAGCACAAAAUUAGCAAAACAGGCAUAUGUUCCGAUGAUUAAGUUUAUUGGAACAAAGCAUCCAAUCAUAAAACACCCAGAUAAAACUACUGCACAUCCAUGUUCAAUGAAUAAAAUACUUCCAGGAUCUUCCGAAUGUAUAUCUGUUGAGCAAUAUUUGAAAAACACCAUUCCCUUUAAGGUGGUUCCAUUUAAAUCUAUAGUAAAUCAGAAUGCUGUUGGUCUUGGGAAGUAUACAUAUGUGGAGAGACCUCUUCAGGAAAAUGAAUUAGCGUCAGUACUAGAUUUACCUCUAAGAUUUAGACCAAAACCAAUUGAUGACUUAGAAUUAGAUUCGAUCAAUAGCGGUGGUGCGUUUUAG
Molecule: messenger RNA, 372 nt
Organism: Naumovozyma castellii
Lineage: Eukaryota; Fungi; Ascomycota; Saccharomycetes; Saccharomycetales; Saccharomycetaceae
Gene: KGD4
Product: alpha-ketoglutarate dehydrogenase subunit KGD4
Exons: 1
Coding region: 1-372 (123 amino acids)
Source: RefSeq, a predicted model, not a curated record